Ilex paraguariensis (yerba mate) is the source of this 2261-nucleotide messenger RNA. NCBI's taxonomy places the organism in Eukaryota, Viridiplantae, Streptophyta, Magnoliopsida, Aquifoliales, Aquifoliaceae. The record is from the annotation of a GenBank genome assembly.
AUGAUGCAGCAGGAGCAAGACAUUCGCGACAUCUCAGUUACAUGGAGGACAAAUAAGUUUGUUCUUAAGAUGCGUUCAGAUGCUAGUCUGAAAGACUUGGGACACAACUUGCAGGAAUUGACGGGUGUGGAAGCAGAUACCAUGCGCCUCAUUGUACCUUCCAAUAAAAGUUCAAAACUGCUUUCUCCUUUCUCCGAUGAGCACUCUUUUCUAAGUUUGCAAGAAGCAUCUGCAUUUGAGGGGAAAUCUAUAAGGAUGAUGGGAGUGCCAAAAGAUGAGGUGGAUGAAGUUAUACAAAAUGCUAAGACGGACCUGAGGAUAGCUGGAUUUGACGAAGAAGAUAAGAGACUGAGGCAAAGAAUGCUCGAUAGGCCCCACACUUCUAUGAAACUUCCGCAAGGAACUUACAUUUUUUGUGACUUUCGCACUCUUCAUAUUCCAGGAAUAGAGUUAAAUCCUCCAGCUUCACAGGCACUGAAACUAAUGCAUAUGCUUGCUGCAGAUCCAGGAAUCAUUGCUAUUAUGAAUAAGCAUCGUUGGAGGGUAGGAAUCAUGACAGAGAUGGCCCCUGUUGGUUAUGUCGGUGUGAGCCCCAAAUGCAUUCUUGGUUUCAACAAGAAUCAUGGGGAGGAAAUAUCUCUGCGUCUUCGAACUGAUGACCUCAAGGGUUUCAGGAAAUAUGAGAGCAUCAAGAAAACUCUUUUGCAUGAACUUGCACACAUGGUAUUUUCUGAACAUGAUGCAAACUUCUAUGCUCUAGAUAAACAGCUUAAUCAAGAAGCCGCUACUCUAGAUUGGACAAAAUCAAGAAGCCACUCCCUGAGUGGAGUGAAGUAUUCAGAACACUUUGAAGAGGAGUUUAAUGUUGAUAGUCAUAGUAGUUUAUCACGAAAGCUUGGGGGAGAGGCAUCAGAUCAGCUAGCUAAUGCUCGUGCAUCUUCAGUGGCUGCUGCCUAUCGCCGUGUAGCAAACACCUCUGCCCACUCGUUUGAAACAUCUGGUGUACGUGAAGAACCUGACCCUGAUGAUUCUGGGUCUGAUAUUCAUAAAGAAUCUGAGUGCAUGGAUUUUGUAAGGAAGGAGGUGAAUAUUAUGCCAACAACCAAGGCCCGUUGGAGACUCGAUGGUGAGCCAGAUCCUGAUGAUAGUGAGAGCAGUGGUGCCAUGGAAUUCGAACCUUAUUCAAGAUUGAGUGAAAGCAGAACCAUGGCAGAACCAGAUCCAGAUGAUUCUGAAAUGGCACUGUUUGUGCCUCCUUUGAUGACUGACAUGGAGAUUGCACAAAAUAAGCCUUGGGAAGAACCUGAUCCUGAUGAUUUGGAGGUUUCUUUAAAGAAUGGAGUUGUGAUUGAGACUGUGGACAGUCGUAUUCAGCCAUGGAAGAUCAAUCAUGAACCUGAUACCGAUGAGUCUGGAGCAGGACAGAACAAUACAAGGUUUGGAAACAUAGCUAAACCUGUUCAGGACUCUCUUGUUAUUGAAACCUUGGAAAAUAAAAUGCAACUGAACGAGGCUUGCAAAGAACCUGAUGCGGAUGAUCCACCAGCAAAUGGAAUCAUGCGAUCAGAGCCUGAUCCUGAUGAUGAUAUGGUAGCUCCCCAGGGUAUUUCCGGAAGGCAGGAUGUUGAGCCUGAUCCAGAUGAUCAAGAAUUACAGAGAAUCCAAGACCCUGUUGCAGUUGUUUGUGGUCGUCUGCAGAAGGCCAUUGAGAUGCUGAGAUCAGAAGUGCAUCCCUCAGAGGCUGCUACAGUCCUGCAAACCCUUUUUAAGAUAAUCCGGAACGUGAUUGAACACCCAGAUGAGAUAAAAUUCAAAAGACUUCGAAAGUUAUUUUUAUUGAUGGUCAAUGUACUUCAGGCUAAUCCCAGAAUCCAAAGGGAUGUUGUGAAUUAUAAAGCUGCCCUGGAAAUUCUUACCCUAAUUGGUUUCAACGAAGACGUUGUGUUGGAUGAAAUUGGAAAGGCUGAAACAUAUCUAGUCUUAAAGCGGAACGAUCCGGGUUUGCUGUGGCUUGCCAAAUCCUCUCUGGAGACAUGCAUUGCUUAUUAGAUGGACAUUGUAGUAAUGUUUGUGACAUAAUGUGGAAGCUAUUAUUAGGUGAGGAACAAAGAAAGAGUGAAGAACAUCUAAUGAUGUGUAGUCAUUGUGUGUGCAGUGUGUUUCAUGUAAUUUGAUGAUAAAUUGCUGAUAUUUGUACCAUAUUAUGUGAACAUUAAAUGAAAGACGGGUUGAUUUGGAAAUUCUUUUGUAUGAGAAUAAUG